Austrofundulus limnaeus is the source of this 1862-nucleotide messenger RNA. It is a transcript of the gene rpap2, whose product is annotated as RNA polymerase II associated protein 2. Gene Ontology annotation, cellular component: nucleus; cytoplasm. The record is from RefSeq and is a predicted model, not a curated record. Gene Ontology annotation, molecular function: RNA polymerase II CTD heptapeptide repeat phosphatase activity; RNA polymerase core enzyme binding. Lineage: Eukaryota; Metazoa; Chordata; Actinopteri; Cyprinodontiformes; Rivulidae.
CACACCGCGAACUACUUGGAUUGACCUUCCCGGCUGCCGUAGAGCUGCUAACCCGGUCAGGGGUCAAAGUUCACCGAGAGGAAAACAGAGAACAGCAUGGAGUCACCGAAGAGAACAAGUUCGUCGAAAACAGGCAGGAAAGGAGGAGGGAAACCUGGUAAAGCUCAGGCCGCCGAAGAAGCAGCAAGACGGAGAGAAGCGCUGAAGGAGAGGCUGGAGCUGGACAGGAGAGCCCUGCAGGUGGUGGACAGGCUCCUGGAGGACAGGGUGUCUGAGGACUUCCUCACUGACUCUGCAAAGUUCAUCACUUCAGCUAAUUACAAAGACGCUGUGGAGGAGAGYUUCAUCUCCAAACUCUGUGGUUAUCCCAUAUGUCCAAAUAAACUCUUAAAGAUCCCCACACAGCAGUACAAAAUAUCCACUAAAACAAACAGAGUGUAUGACAUCACAGAGCGCAAGUGUUUCUGCAGUAACUUCUGCUACAAAGCCUCUAAAGAGUUUGAGCUGCAAAUCUCAAAGACGCCUCUUUGGCUCCGGCAACAUGAAAGCCCUCCUGAAAUCAGGUUGCUGAAGAAGGGAGAUGGUGGGAGAUCCGGCGAGGAGGUGAUUCUGUCAGAGAGGCCACUCAAACAGGACGACGUUGAGAACCCUCAGGCCCCUCUAUCUGAAACCCUCCAUGACUCUCUGCGGAUCUCCACAGGAGGCGACGGCAGCGACGGGGAACAGGAGCAGGACUUUGUCUCCAGUGUGGUCUCCCAACAGGACAGAUCCCACGUCRACUGGGGCGACCUUCCGAAACUCUCAGAUCACGACGAGAAAUUGGAACGAAGAACGACACGCAGCAGAGAGGGACUUGCAGUAGAAACUGAACACCAUCAAAUCCACCGCACGGAGGAAGAAAACAUACUAAGAGAUGUGAACAAAGGAAAAUACCACGUGUUAAAUACUCAUCAAGAAGAACGAGACACUCCUGAACACCAACAUGUGGACGAAACCACAGCAAAGACAAGUGAAUGCAGUUUGUCAGAGAAGGUGGUUCCUAACACAGAUACAGAAGACAAAGCUCCAGGAAGUAAACACAACCCUUGUACAGACAGCCACAGCCCAGCAGGUCUGAGCAUCACAAAGGUGGGCAUGAGCAGGAGAGGAGCAGCCGGCCUGCGACACCUGCUGAAGAAACCCCACUGUGUGAGACUCAACCUUCUGGAAGGUCUGAGGAGAACGCUGAAGGAGUGGUGCACAGAGGAAACACUCAAGUUCUUGUACGGUGACGAUCACUCACCCGCUUCCUUUGCUGAUGUGAAAGAGGAAGAGGAGGAGUUAGAUGAAGAUGAUCUAGACGAUGACGUGGCGGUGUCUGUUGGUGGAGAGCUGAAGAGGCCGUCGGCUCCAGCACCAGACUAUGAGCUGCUGCGGAGGCAGAGCCAGCAMCUGGAGCUCCGAGUCAGAGAGUUUUAUAAAGGGACGUGGGUUCUGCCUGAGGAGGAGCUGAACAGGAACCAGUCUCAGCAGCAUUGUGGGUCCACUGGGCCUCACUUUAGGUGAAAUCUCCACUGACCUGAACAAUCUGGUUCGGACCUUCAGAUUCACCAACACAAACAUCAUCCACAGAACUCCUGAGUGGACCCUGGUAGCUGUGGUCCUCCUGCAUCUGUUGUCGGAGGUGUCUCCGGUGGUGCUGGAAGCCUUGGAGACGUCAGCAUCAGUGCAGUAUUUGAAGACGCUGAUGGAGGAGCUCAGCCUGCAGGACCAAGACCUUGUCAGCUUAGUCCAGAUGUUUAAACGUCCAACAUACUCACACCAGUAGGUGUGUCGAUUGUCAUAAAAGCAGCUGUUUUUCACAAUAAAAACAAUAAAAUAAA